UUAAAAAAUAGCUCGGGGGCCAGAAGGUUGUCUUCUCCAGUUCUUCUGAAAAUCUCUGCUUCUUCUGCUUCUUCUGCUGCUGCUUCUUCUCAUAACACAAUACAAAUUUACAAUACAAGACAAGAGGGAAGUGAAGGAGCGAGAGGGAGAGGCCAGUGCGUUGAUAUGUUAAGUAUAAUUUUUAUUAUAUAUUAGAUUAGGGUUUUGUAAUGGAAGGAUUAGGGAGGAGAAUAUCAGCCAGUCCAAGGCCCUGCUCUGGACGAAGGGUUUUGGCGAAGAAAAGGGUUCGUCCCGAUGGAUUCCUAAAUAGUGUCAAAAAACUUCAAAGGCGUGAGAUUUCCUCCAAGAGAGAUCGAGCUUUUAACAUCAGUAAUGCUCAAGAAAGGUUUCGCAAUAUGCAGUUGGUGGAGGAAUAUGACACCCAUGAUCCCAAGGGUCAUUGCCCCUUAGUUUUGCCUUUUCUAAUGAAGAGAACUAAAGUAAUUGAGAUUGUCUCCGCUAGUGACAUUGUCUUUGCUCUUGCACAUUCCGGUGUCUGUGCAGCUUUCAGUAGAGAAACAAACAAGAGGAUUUGUUUUCUCAAUGUUAGUCCUGAUGAAGUCAUUCGAAGUUUGUUUUACAACAAGAAUAAUGAUUCACUUAUCACUGUUUCUGUUUAUGCCUCUGAUAAUUUCAGCUCCUUGAAAUGCAGAUCCACUAGGAUUGAAUAUAUAAAAAGGGGUAAGCCAGAUGCGGGCUUUGCUCUUUUUGAAUCCGAAUCAUUGAAAUGGCCUGGCUUUGUGGAGUUUGAUGAUGUUAAUGGAAAAGUCCUAACGUACUCUGCACAAGAUAGCAUAUACAAGGUGUUUGACCUAAAAAACUAUAAUAUGCUGUAUUCUAUAUCAGAUAAACACGUACAAGAGAUCAAGAUAAGUCCGGGCAUCAUGUUAUUGAUUUUCGAUAGAUCUAGUAGUCAUGUUCCUCUUAAGAUUCUAUCAAUAGAAGAUGGCACUGUUCUCAAGGCUUUCUACCAUCUGCUUCAUCGAAAUAAGAAGGUGGACUUUAUUGAACAGUUCAAUGAAAAGCUUCUUGUCAAGCAAGAAAAUGAGAAUCUCCAGAUUCUUGAUGUUCGAAAUGCUCAGCUGAUGGAAGUUAGUAGAACAGAGUUUAUGACUCCAUCAGCAUUUAUCUUUCUUUACGAAAACCAGUUAUUCUUAACCUUCAGAAAUCGAACUGUUGCUGUAUGGAACUUCCGUGGGGAGCUUGUGACUUCGUUUGAGGAUCACCUGUUAUGGCAUCCAGACUGUAACACAAAUAACAUUUAUAUAACAAGUGAUCAGGAUCUUAUUAUUUCCUACUGCAAGGCUGAAUCUGAAGAUCAAUGGAUGGAAGGAAAUGCUGGAUCGAUCAAUGUCAGCAGUAUUUUGACUGGGAAAUGUCUGGCUAAAAUUAAUACUUCGAGUGGCAGUUCCAAUGUUGAUGAGUGCAGCAGUAGUGUUGGGCCUGUUGUCAGCUCAAAGAAGUUGAAGCAAUCCUCCCAGAUAAGAACCACAGUCGCAGAGGCUUUGGAAGACAUAACAUCGCUUUUCUAUGAUGAAGACCGCAAUGAGAUCUACACUGGAAACAGACAUGGGCUUGUUCAUGUAUGGUCUAAUUGAAACAUCCCAUAAUUCUGUUGAGCUAUCUCUACUGCAGAUUGGAUAAUUUUUGUGUAUCAUUAGAUAUCGAGGUGCUUUCACGUUGUAUUUUUAGAUGAUGAAACUGGAAUAUAUUUGUUUGUAGAGUAGCAAUGUUGGUAUAUAGGCUGCCUAUUGAGAUGAAGUGAAAUCUUGCAAUGUCUUCUUGUAUGCUCGCUAAUUUUAUUUCUUUUUGUUUGUUCGCUCA
Messenger RNA from Pistacia vera, 1863 nucleotides. RefSeq lists its product as uncharacterized. The transcript has 8 exons. Gene Ontology annotation, molecular function: protein binding. The coding region runs from base 210 to 1637 and encodes 475 amino acids. The record is from RefSeq and is a predicted model, not a curated record. Lineage: Eukaryota; Viridiplantae; Streptophyta; Magnoliopsida; Sapindales; Anacardiaceae.